Messenger RNA from Paracoccidioides brasiliensis Pb18, 1746 nucleotides. Its product is annotated as retromer subunit VPS17. Gene Ontology annotation, biological process: retrograde transport, endosome to Golgi; intracellular protein transport. The transcript has 3 exons. The coding region runs from base 1 to 1746 and encodes 581 amino acids. Gene Ontology annotation, cellular component: retromer, tubulation complex; retromer complex; endosome. The record is from RefSeq and is a predicted model, not a curated record. Gene Ontology annotation, molecular function: phosphatidylinositol-3-phosphate binding.
AUGGAUUACUCGUCUCUUCCUCAUGACCCCGAACAUCCCGACGGCACAUCUCCGUGGGGCUCAACUUUACCUCGAGUCGAUAGGACGUUCCCCGCAUCUGAGGUUGCCCCGUCUCCAUUACCACCACAAGGGUCUCCGUAUGGAAUAGACAAUGAAGGGCAACAGCAGGAAGAGUUCUCUACGCAGGACCGAUCUGAACGACCCCAGAGUCCUCAGAUCGAAGACCAAAGCCAUGGAGAACGUCCCGCUCAACCAACAAGCCCCACAGAGCAUGAUCCGCCGCAGCGAGCACAGGUUUCGGCAAGACAUCAAACCGGAGCAAGAACUAAAGUACGGCAAAAUGCCCCACAGUACAAAUUACAAGCGAAGAUUACGGGUUUGGAAAGAACUGGAAAAAAAGAUCCUAUCUUAAGAUUUGAUGUCCACACGAACAUACCAAAAUUCCGGACAACUCAAUUCCGCGAUGUUCGUCGAACCCAUUCCGAGUUCGUUAAACUUGCCGAUCAUUUGAUAUCCUCCAACCCUGAAGCGAUUGUUCCUGCGGUUCCUGCGCCAUUGACCUCGGCUGGUGCUGGAACGGAUGAGGAUGAGAUCCGGGUAAAGGCAUCAAUGCAGAGAUGGCUCAACUACGUCUGUGCAAAUGACGUUCUGAUUCAGGAUGACGAGGUGAUCCUUUUCGUUGAGAGUGAUUUCGGCUAUAGCCCAGUUGUUCGAAUGAAGCAACCAGCCACUGGAGUUAGGAGGAAGGUGCUGAAACAAUUCGCUCCUCCACCGGACGACACACCCGAACUCCAAGAUGCGCGACCUGUUGUUAAGUUGUUUUAUUUGGGCACCAUGGAUGCUGGUCAGAAGGUCGACCGUGUCGUGAAGGCAAGACGAGGUCUUGGGCUGGCGGAAUCAGAUCUAGGUGUAAAAAUUGGUCACAUGCAUGUCCAAGAGACCCACCCUGGGCUUACCAAUGCCUACCGCAAACUUGGAAAAAUCAUCCAAACAGUAGGCGACUUCCACGCAGCACAAGGAACCGCAGAAGCCACUACACUAGGUGACCCUUUAAACUACCACUCAUCCGACGCCUUUAUCGUCAAGGAGACCCUAACGAAUCGACACAUCCUGCUCCGGGAACUUAUACAAGCCCAGCAAACGGCGCGAAGCAAACGUGCCGCCGCGGACAGGUUAAAAGUGAGCACCUCCGUCCGAUCAGACAAGGUUGAUGAAGCCAUCAGCGCCCUUGAGGAUGCCCAGGGCCACGAGGAAUACCUAAUCAAGAAAACACAACGUGUAACUACCAACCUCCUGCAAGAAAAGCGCCGCUGGUUCAAACGGACAACAUCCGACAUGCUUCUCAGCAUUCGCGAAUAUACCCUGCGAGAAAUAGAAGCUGAGCGCCGCACUCUUAGCACACUUGAAAGCGUCCGCCCGGACAUCCGCGCGAUUGAUUCCUCUGGCGGCCUGAGCCGUCUGGGUCGGGAGUCUCAUCCUGCAGCUCGUCGGGCCAGUCUGGCUGCAAGCCAGGGUCCCAAAGGUGAUUCGUGGAGUGGUGUACCGAGACGUGGUGACAGUUUAAGUAGAAGCAUCAGUGGCGGUUUCGUUUCACCAAUCCGCGAGGAUGAUGCGGAGGUCAAUGGUGGCAAAACACUCAACCGCGCGCUUAGUGUAUCUGGAAUGAUUGGGCUACCCGAGGAAGAAGAUGAUGAUAGAGUCGAUGCUAAAAAUGCAGCGAAUCGCCUCGCUACCAGUACGUUUUGA